Messenger RNA from Parnassius apollo (apollo), 882 nucleotides. NCBI's taxonomy places the organism in Eukaryota, Metazoa, Arthropoda, Insecta, Lepidoptera, Papilionidae. The record is from the annotation of a GenBank genome assembly.
AUGCUGGUAACCUAUUUGGAAGCCAGCCGGGACCUUUGCGAGACGGACUCAGUUCUUUUUGGCGCCGCAGUGGCAGCUUGCCGUAUUAUUGGCGCCAGACUUCCCAUGGCUGGACGCGCUACUAAACAAAGUAGCGCCAUCCCAGCCUGGAGAAAAAGAAUUGAGGACCGUAUCGCAAAGGCAAGGGCCCUUAUCGGCAGACUGAUAAGCUUCAGGUCGGGUAAUAAUAGACCGAGGGUUGUGCGCACCGUUAGAAUGGCGUUUGCUGGGACAAAUAUCAGUUUGUCCCAGCCGGAUAUCACGCAGAAACUAACGGAGCGCAUAGACGACCUGAAGCAAAAGAUUGCUGCUUGGGGGAAGCGGAUUCGCCGAUUUACUGAGAGGUCAAGGCGGUUCAACCAGAAUCGUCUCUUCCAGAGUGAUCAGAAGAGGCUCUACAAAUCAUUGGAGCGACCAGAGGUAUGUGGAGCGGGCCCAGGACCGGACCAGGCUAACACUGUCGCAUUUUGGCGUGGCCUGUGGUCAGAACCCGUAAACCACAGCGAGGGCCCUUGGACGGAAGUUGUGGCGAGUCAGUGUGCGAGGAUUACGCCCAUGGACCCCGUCAUCAUAACGCCGGAUGACGUAGCUGAGGCGGUCCGUAGAGCCCCGAACUGGAAAAGUCCGGGACUCGACGGACUGCAUCACUACUGGCUGAAGGGGUUCAUGGUGUGUCACGCUGUGCUCGCCCGUCAGUUUCAAGAGGCUCUCAACCAGAAGUCGCUCCCUAGCCUCUUCACUACUGGGAUCACUCAUUUGGUUCCUAAAGACCAGAAGCAAAGAAAGAAACAUUUACAAAGAAAAUGGACUGAUAAAUCAGAAUAUAUUAGUGUCUCACCCUAG